This is a messenger RNA of Hyla sarda, 3252 nucleotides long. It is a transcript of the gene GAS2L2, whose product is annotated as growth arrest specific 2 like 2. Gene Ontology annotation, molecular function: microtubule binding; actin filament binding; cytoskeletal adaptor activity. Bases 118 to 3252 code for a protein of 1044 amino acids. The record is from RefSeq and is a predicted model, not a curated record. Lineage: Eukaryota; Metazoa; Chordata; Amphibia; Anura; Hylidae. The transcript is spliced from 6 exons. Gene Ontology annotation, biological process: microtubule bundle formation; actin crosslink formation; protein localization to microtubule plus-end. Gene Ontology annotation, cellular component: cytoplasm; stress fiber; actin filament.
AAAAUGCUUUAGCAUUUGACCCUCACAUCCUUUAUUUGGAGGGUGAUAAAGAAUCUUUGGAAUUAUUGUGUAUCAAUGAGUCCAUUCUGAAGCGUCAUUUGUCUCAAUACCUUCAAAAUGUCAGUUCAUCAAGGGGGCAGUGUGCGCAGCAUCCGACCAUAUAAAUCCAGUGAACAGUACCUGUAUGCCAUGAAAGAGGACUUGGCUGAGUGGUUGAAGGAUCUGUACAAUCUGGAUAUAACAGUUGAAAACUUUAUUGAAGUCCUGGAGACUGGAACUUUACUUUGUUAUCAUGCCAACAAUGUAACUGAGGCAGCAGGUGGAUUUUCUACAGAAUAUCCUGACUUGGCCAAAAAACUUUGGCUUCCAAAAUCUGGAGUGACGUUCAAUGCAUCAGCCCAACAUGGAACAUUUUUGGCAAGGGAUAAUGUUUCCAACUUCAUCCAAUGGUGCCGGAAGGAGAUGGUCAUUAAAGAUGUCGUCAUGUUUGAAACAGAAGAUCUAGUUCUGCGGAAGAAUGAAAAAAAUUUCAUCCUGUGUCUGCUAGAAUUGGCUCGACGGGCAUCUCGCUUUGGUAUGAGUGCCCCAAUGCUCAUCCAGAUGGAGGAGCAAAUUGAGGAAGAAAUUCGUGAGGAGCUAGAACUGCCACCAGUGGAGAUACCGCUCCCUAAACCUCCAAGCCAAAGAAAGCUUUGUGACUUUAAAAAUUUGGACCAAAUGGUGCAGCAUUUGGUAAGCAGAUGUACAUGUCCAGUGCAGUUCUGUAUGGUUAAAGUCUCGGAAGGAAAAUACAGGGUGGGGGAAUCCAGCACUCUUAUCUUUGUUAGGAUUCUACGCAACCAUGUGAUGGUCAGAGUUGGAGGUGGCUGGGACACACUGGAACAUUAUUUGGAUAAACAUGACCCCUGCCGCUGCACGUCUCUCUCUCACAAACAAGUUUCCAAAUCUGUCAGUCACCAGAAGCCACUACAAGCAACCCAUGAAAUAAAGGCUCGCUUAACACCUAGAUUGGAUAAUCCCAAUAAAAUGCAAACUACAUUGAUAGUAAGCAGGUCUCAGAGUCCACUGCCCCCAGUGGAUUGGAAGACAUACACAUCCAACAGCAAUAGAACCUACUCCUUGUCAUCCAAUUCCCCUGAUGGUGCAGAUAAGAAUGCUGUGUAUAGAACCCCUCCGGGGCAUUCUGAUCUCAAAAGGAGCUUUGUUUUCAGAGGGAAUGAACGACCAGCUACACCAUCCAGGAGACAACUGUUUGGGGAAGACUGUCAAACUAGUCAACAGUCCCACCCUAACCAUGAAAGGAAUAAUUUCUCAUCCUCCUCUACAGUAUCCCACUUCACUGGAAGUGAAGAUGCUAACUCAAAUUCUUCAGAUGUCUUUAUGGAGAAUCAUACAGGAAGAAGAGAAGUUGGAAAGAGUCCUGCACCUGGUACCAAAGAGUUAUUAAUGAAAGAUAUACAUCAAACUCACACACACAAUGCUUAUUUAAAAGCACAAACUGUAACAGAAACAGACAACAUUCAAAGGGAAACAAGACCUAAAACUCCUUCUCGUUUUUUACGACCACCUAGCCCUUCCAAGUAUCUGCUCUACAAUCAGCAAAGUACAAUAUCUGAAAAACAGCCUAAGAAUUCUUUAGACACAACAAUGCGAUCAUGUACUCCAACUAAACACCUCAGCACACGCUGUUUAUCUCCAUCAAAAGAGCAUAACACACGUUCUUCAUCUCCAACAAAACAGCUUAGCAUGCGAGCUUCAUCACCAACUAAACAAUCAAACAUCCGGGCUUCUUCUCCAACUAAACUAUUUAGUCAGCCAAUAAAACAAGAAUGUAAUGGUGUUAAACCACUGUCUACUUUUAACAGACCAUCUACUCCUAGUAGGGCCUACCAUGGUGACUCUGAGUACCGAGGGAGAAGCAGAUCAAUAGGGAAUGAUCUCAAUACUCCGCAAAAUAAAUUUACACCAACAAGAAGUGUUCCUGAUCAUAGUGUACAAAGUAAAAAUAUAAGAAUUGGAAGAAGUACACCAACAAUGCAACUCAACAGAAAUGGUACGGCCAUAAAGGACAAUAGCUUUGCUAUGAAAACACAGCACAAGCAUGCCAGUUCUUUGGAAGCAUCAAUUUUGUCUGAUAAUUUUGAAGCUGGUUAUAGAUAUACACCAUUGCCAAUUGGUCCAGAUCAAGAGCAAGAGUUGUAUCAGAGUCUGGAAGACGAAAUCCUAUCAAACAUCAAAGUUCUGGAAGGAGAUUCGGAUGAAAAUAGCAACCGUGAAAACAAGUGUAAUAACUUUACAGCUAGCAUUGCAAGUGACGUUGCUGUUCAUGACUUUGACAUGAAAAGGAAAUCAGUAUCCGCUUUGUCCUCAGUUCGAAACACGCUAAAGACACCUGAUGGAGAAGUAGAAGUACCCAGAAGUGGUGUUUAUAUAAACACCAAAUGGCCAGCAGGAGGAGGGAAUUAUGACGAUGUCAUUACAGAACUGGCAAAGGGUCCAGUAAAGCUCAAUAGAGUAGAUGUGGAAAACUGGAUUUCAAAAAUACCUCCAAAAGCUGGAAUAGGGGCCGAUACAAAAGAAAAAGAUCUACUUCUACAGCCUGUAGAAUUACAAGAAAAGAGUACAAUAAUGCCAGAAAUACAAAAAAAUCAUACAAAGAAAAUAUUUGUUGAGAGCACGAGUAACAAAAUUCAGCUGCCAUCUCAAAGACUGAGACAGCAAGCAAUGGAAACUAAAAAGAAAACUUUACAGGCUACAGAUGACAACUGUAAUUCAUCAGUUUCAAAUAUUAAUAAAGAAGAUGGUCGAGAACAGUCCAAGUUACCACAAUCAUCCAAGCCAAAAAGAGGCUUGAAGAAACCAGAAAGAGUACCAUCAAUUUAUAAACUGAAACUAAAGCCAAAAAUACGUCCACGAAAAGAUAACAGACCAGAAAAGAAGCCAUCCAAAAUUCCAACACCAAUCUCAUAUCGACAAGGACAAAGCAAAGCAAAAAGAAAAAAAAAUUCUACUCAACCUUCAGGCGUCCGAAGUCGGACAGAGUCACAGUGUACAGCUGGUAGUACAGGAGACUUAGAUACUGAUGAAGGAACAUGGUCCUCAGAAUUCUCCUUAACUUUGGAAAAUUCAAAUUCUCAGAAGAAAGAAACAAAUAACAAAGAGACUGAAGAAAAUAAAGAACAUGAGGAAAAUGGAGGAAAAGAAGGCGUAGGAGAAGAUGAUGAUAAUGAAGAAGAAGAGACAUGGGUUUAA